This is a messenger RNA of Aspergillus versicolor CBS 583.65, 3135 nucleotides long. RefSeq lists its product as uncharacterized. The coding region runs from base 1 to 3135 and encodes 1044 amino acids. Gene Ontology annotation, cellular component: cytosol. The record is from RefSeq and is a predicted model, not a curated record. Gene Ontology annotation, molecular function: valine-tRNA ligase activity; aminoacyl-tRNA deacylase activity; ATP binding. The transcript has 2 exons. Gene Ontology annotation, biological process: valyl-tRNA aminoacylation. NCBI's taxonomy places the organism in Eukaryota, Fungi, Ascomycota, Eurotiomycetes, Eurotiales, Aspergillaceae.
AUGAGCGAGAAGCAGCGCCUGAAGCUGGACAAGUUCGCCAAGAAGAAGGAGAAGCUCGCCCAGGAAGCCCUGCUGAAGGAGCAGCAGGGAACAAGCGCCUCCAAGGCGAAGAAGGCCAAGGAGCAGCAAGCCCCUGCGGUGCAGUCGAAGGAUUGGGUCGAGAAGACGCCCGCUGGACAGAAAAAGAUCUUGAAAUCGUUGGACGAUGACUUCACCAAGGCUUACUUGCCUGCUGUUGUGGAAUCUGCCUGGUACAGCUUCUGGGAGAACCAGGGAUUGUUCAAGCCGCGGACAGAGGAGGAUGGUAGUCUCAAGCCAAAGGGCAAAUAUGUCAUUGCCAUCCCACCACCCAAUGUGACUGGAAAACUACAUAUUGGACACGCCCUGGCGCUUUCGCUAGAAGACACCCUGAUCAGAUGGCAUCGGAUGCGGCAGUUCUCAACGCUUUACAUCCCUGGCUGCGAUCAUGCGGGGAUUGCCACGCAGGCCGUCGUCGAGAAGCAGCUCGCUAGAAACCCGAUCAAUGGCAAGUCAAAGCGGCAGGACUUUACUCGGGCUGAAUUCGUGCAGUUGUGCCAGGACUGGAAGGAGGAUUAUCACACAGCCAUCAACAAAACCGUGCGCAAACUCGGCGUCUCUGUCGAUUGGUCAAGGGAGGCCUUUACCAUGAGCCCGGGGCUAUCCAAAGCAGUUACCGAGACCUUUGUGCGACUGCACUCUGAAGGACUCAUCUACCGCGCCAACAGGCUGGUGCAUUGGUCGUGCCGUCUCUCCACAGCUUUAUCCACGCUUGAAGUCGACCAGAAGGAGCUUGAGGGGACGACGAAGCUGGACGUGCCAGGCUAUGAGAGGAAGAUUGAAUUUGGAACCCUCACGUAUUUCAAAUACCAGGUCGAGGGCUCUGACCAGACGAUCGAGAUUGCCACCACGCGUCCGGAGACAAUGUUGGGUGAUACCGGUAUUGCUGUCCACCCCCAGGAUGAACGAUACAAGGAUUUCGUAGGCAAGACUGUGCAACACCCUAUCAUCCAUGGUAGGAAGUUGAGGAUCAUUGCCGACGAAUAUGUGGACAGGCAGUUUGGUACUGGUGCUGUCAAACUCACUCCUGCCCAUGACCAUAACGAUUUCAACCUGGGCAAGAAACACGGUCUGCCAUUUAUCAACAUUCUCAACGAGGACGGUACUCUGAAUAGUAAUGCGGGUCCUUUUGCCGGAGAAAAGCGGUUCAAUGCACGGUACGGUGUUAUUGAGGAACUCAAGAAGCUGGGCCUUUACACCAAACAAGAGUCUAACAAGAUGGUUGUCCCCAUUUGCAGCCGGUCAGGGGAUAUCGUCGAACCGUUCCUGAAACCCCAAUGGUGGAUGAAGAUGGAACCGUUGACGAAGCCCGCCAUUGAAGUGGUUGAGACUGGAGAGCUGGCUAUUCGCCCAGAGGUACAGAGGCGACAGUACCUGCAAUGGAUGCGAAACCUCCAGGACUGGUGCCUGUCGAGACAGCUGUGGUGGGGACAUCAGAUCCCAGCGUACUUCGUCAACAUCGAGGGUGAAGACGGCGGCGAAGAUGCCGAUGACAACUACUGGGUAUGCGGCCGAACAGAAAGUGAAGCGCUUGAAAAGGCAAAGCAGAAGUUCCCCGGCAAGACGAUCACCCUCAGGCAAGACGAGGAUGUCUUGGAUACCUGGUUCAGCUCUGGGCUUUGGCCCUUUAGUACCCUCGGAUGGCCAGAGAAGACGGCGGAUCUCGAAAAGUACUUCCCUACUACGACCCUGGAGACAGGCUGGGAUAUUCUACCAUUCUGGGUCAGCCGCAUGAUCAUCUUCUCUCUUAAGCUCACUGGAAAGGUGCCCUUUACUGAGGUCUACUGCCACGGCUUGAUUCGUGAUAGCGAAGGCCGGAAGAUGUCCAAAUCACUGGGAAACGUUGUCGACCCGGUUGAUAUUGUUGACGGGAUCAGCCUCGACGGUCUGCACCAAAAGCUGCUGCAGGGCAACCUGGCCCCGGGGGAGGUCAAGACCGCCCAAAGAUAUCAGAAGAAGGCUUUCCCCCAGGGCAUUCCCGAGAUCGGGGCCGAUGCCUUGCGCUUCUCCCUCGUAAAUUACACGCAGGCUUCUGGCGGUGACAUCAACUUUGAUAUCAAGACGAUGCACGGCUACCGGAAGUUCUGUAACAAGAUCUACCAGGCUACAAAGUAUGCCCUUGGCAGACUGGGCGAAGAUUUCCUUCCUCGCGAGAGCAACGCUCUGACAGGGAGGGAGAGCUUGCCAGAGCGAUGGAUCUUGACGAAGCUGAGCACGGCCGCAAAGGAGAUCAACCAGGCUCUGGAGCAGCGAGAAUUCGCCAGGUCAACCCAGAUCAGCUACCGGUUCUUGUACGAUGAGCUGUUUGAUGUCUACAUUGAGAGCUCGAAGACGAUCAUCUCAGAUGGCACGCCCGAGGAAUCCCGUUCUGCACAGGACACGCUCUAUACCGCAAUCGAGACUGGCUUGCGGAUGGUGGCUCCGUUUAUGCCCUUCCUGACUGAAGAGCUCUGGCAACGUCUCCCACGCAGACCCAACGACGAUACACAGUCAAUCACCGUUGCCAAUUACCCGGAGUAUGAGCCGUCCUUUGCUGACCCGAAGUCUGAGGCCGCCUACGAGCUUAUCCUGGGCUGCUCAAAGGGCAUCCGUUCCCUCCUGGCAGAAUACGCCGUUAAGGAUAAAGGCGUCGCCUAUAUCACACCUCUGAACCAAGAGUCGCACGAUACCAUCCCAGCCCAGCUCCUCACAAUCCGGUCCCUCAGCGGUAAAACACCAGUGGAUAUCAACAUCCUCAAUGUUUGUGAAGGGGUCCCUGCAGGCUGUGCCGUCUUCCCUGUUUCCGCUGCUGCCAAUGUCUACCUUGAAGUCAAGGACCGCAUUAACGAUGCUAAGAAAGAGGUUGCCAAGUUUAAAGCGAAGCUGACUGAAGCGCAAAGGGAUCAGCAGGAUAUAGAGUCCAUCACGGCAGAGCUGCACAGGGUCCAGGAUAAGGAUGUGACCGAGGCCCUGCAAUCAGCCGAACGCCGGAAGCGAGAUGUCGGUGCUGCCUUGUGUGCAUUGAAAGAGACUGUCGCGAUGUUUGAGAAGAUGGCUGUUCAGAUUAUGGUGGACUAA